Sodiomyces alkalinus F11 is the source of this 956-nucleotide messenger RNA. RefSeq lists its product as hypothetical. Lineage: Eukaryota; Fungi; Ascomycota; Sordariomycetes; Glomerellales; Plectosphaerellaceae. The coding region runs from base 155 to 508 and encodes 117 amino acids. The record is from RefSeq and is a predicted model, not a curated record. The transcript is spliced from 4 exons. Gene Ontology annotation, biological process: iron-sulfur cluster assembly. Gene Ontology annotation, cellular component: L-cysteine desulfurase complex; mitochondrion.
AAAAACCGUUGCAUCAUAGGUUGAAAGCCGCAUCGAACAUCUUCCCGGUACACAGCCAUCGCAAACAGAGAGAAUAGAUAUCCUAUCUCACAUUUCCCACCUGCUUCUCCAACGCUUCCAGCACAUUUCUUUCCCGCAUCGAGCUUCCCGGACCAUGGCGACAGCAAUACAAGCGCUGAAGGGCGACGCGCCCCAGCAAGCUCGUUCAUUAUACCGACAACUCCUCCGACAAGGCGACCAGUUCGCGGCCUACAAUUUCCGAGAGUACGCGAAGCGACGGACGAGGGAUGCGUUCCGGGAGAACAAGACCGUGGACGACCCGCGUAUGGUGCAGGAGCUUAUUCAGAAGGGGUUGAAGGAGCUGCAGGUCUUGAAGAGGGCGACCGUUGUCAGCCAAUUCUAUCAGAUGGAUCGGUUAGUCGUGGAGGGAGGCAGAUCGGUGGGAUUGAGCGGAUAUGGCGUCGUCGAUUUGCCGACAUGGGGAAAGAAAGAACAAACUGACAGCUAGGGAAAUGCUGUUACAGCGACGCACUUUGCCGACUUCUACCACCUUAGCUAUGGGGGAUGUGAGACUAUAACUGUACACCAGAUACCACGGGGUUGUGUUGUUUUCUUAAGGUAGGGGCUGACGAAAGGCCACGACAUCGUGUAGGAACGAUAGGGUCGGUUAUUGGAUUUUGGGGAACGACUUGAAAGGGCGAGGUAUUACUCUGUUCGGCUGUCCCAGGAUCAGGACGGCGCGGAAUAUCUGUGAGAAGAGAAUAUAGACUCUUUUUCACUGCAUCUUAUUCUAAUCAACCAGCUACAUGGGCACUCUCUUGCCUGGAUAUCGCGAUCAUGCAUUCACCUUGGCCACUGAGAGGAACGGAUGGACUGUCGGCCUUGGAAAGCGAUAACAUUGAAUAUGAACACAACGACUAAAAUAAUGCCCAUCAAUGGCUUCGGCAAUAGCGAGG